Messenger RNA from Chaetura pelagica (chimney swift), 1626 nucleotides. It is a transcript of the gene CAT, whose product is annotated as catalase. Gene Ontology annotation, cellular component: cytoplasm; peroxisome; mitochondrion. The coding region runs from base 1 to 1578 and encodes 525 amino acids. Gene Ontology annotation, biological process: response to hydrogen peroxide; hydrogen peroxide catabolic process. The record is from RefSeq and is a predicted model, not a curated record. The transcript has 13 exons. Lineage: Eukaryota; Metazoa; Chordata; Aves; Apodiformes; Apodidae. Gene Ontology annotation, molecular function: catalase activity; heme binding.
AUGACGAACAACGUCAGUAAGGGCCUCAUUCUGAGAGGGUGUUUAAUUUCUGGUGUUGUAAUAUUGACUGUCUCUUGCUUUCAGAAACCAGAUGUCUUGACAACAGGUGCUGGAAACCCAGUAGGGGAUAAGCUUAAUGUUCUGACAGUAGGGCCACGUGGACCUCUUCUUGUUCAAGAUGUUGUUUUCACUGAUGAGAUGGCUCAUUUUGACAGAGAGAGGAUUCCUGAAAGAGUUGUGCAUGCAAAAGGGGCAGGAGCCUUUGGCUAUUUUGAAGUUACUCAUGAUAUUACCAAGUAUUGUAAGGCAAAAGUAUUUGAACACAUUGGGAAAAGAACUCCCAUUGCUAUACGGUUCUCCACUGUUGCUGGAGAAUCUGGGUCAGCUGAUACAGUUCGUGACCCUCGAGGCUUUGCAAUGAAAUUCUAUACAGAAGAGGGGAACUGGGAUCUUGUGGGAAAUAAUACUCCUAUCUUCUUUAUUCGGGAUGCAAUGUUGUUUCCAUCCUUCAUUCAUAGCCAAAAGAGGAACCCUCAGACUCACUUAAGGGAUCCUGACAUGAUGUGGGACUUCUGGAGUCUUCGCCCUGAGUCUUUGCAUCAAGUGUCUUUCCUGUUCAGUCUUCUUAAAGUACAUUUAUUAAUGGUUUCUGUAAUACUCUCUGCAUGUUGUAACUGGUGCCACUGCUUUUGUUGCUUUCAGACUGACCAGGGCAUCAAAAAUCUUUCUGUUGAAGAAGCAGGAAGAUUGGCUUCUACUGACCCAGACUAUGCAAUCCGUGAUCUUUAUAAUGCCAUUGCUAAGGGGGACUAUCCAUCGUGGUCUUUCUACAUUCAAGUCAUGACAUUUGAAGAAGCAGAGAAGUUUCCAUUUAAUCCUUUUGAUUUAACUAAGAUUUGGCCACAUGGUGACUACCCUCUCAUCCCUGUGGGAAAGCUUGUCUUGAACAGGAAUCCUGUAAAUUACUUUGCAGAGGUAGAACAGAUGGCAUAUGAUCCCAGCAACAUGCCCCCUGGUAUUGAACCUAGCCCGGAUAAAAUGCUGCAGGGUCGUCUUUUUUCGUAUCCUGACACUCACAGACACCGUCUGGGACCUAAUUAUCUACAAAUUCCUGUCAACUGCCCCUUCAGAACUCGUGUGGCCAAUUACCAGAGGGAUGGACCAAUGUGCGUUUCUGAUAACCAAGGUGGUGCCCCAAACUAUUACCCAAAUAGUUUUACUGGUCCAGAAGAUCAGCCCAUGUUGAAGGAGAGUCGUGUGUGUGUUUCGGGAGAUGUGCAGCGCUUCAACAGUGCAAAUGAAGACAAUGUGACUCAGGUGAGAGAAUUUUAUCUCAAAGUGCUGAAGGAGGAUGAACGCCAGAGGCUGUGUCAAAAUAUUGCUGAUCAUCUGAAAGAUGCCCAGCUCUUCAUUCAGAAGAGAGCUGUGAAAAACUUCACUGAUGUUCAUCCUGACUAUGGUGCCCGUAUCCAGGCUUUGCUGGACAAAUACAAUGCUGACAGUGGGAAAAAAGAUGUAAUUAGGACAUAUACACAGUCCACAUCUCGUGUGUCUGCCAAAGAAAGAUCCAACUUGUAAAGCAUGCUGCAGAGAUUCACUCUGAGUUUUGCAUCUUUUCAAGCACAG